UAGCCGCAGUUACGGACUCGCUAAAGCUCACAUCACUACCACCACGACCACCGCCGCCAUCGCUCGGCCAUGUCGUCGGCUCCGGCGUCCUACGACCGCCUCGCCGACCUCCGCGCCCUCGACGCGACGAAAUCCGGCGUCCGCGGCCUCGUCGCCGGCGGCGUCGCCGCCGUCCCCCGCGUCUUCCUCCUCCCCCCCGGCGACCGCAUCCCCACCCCUUCCCCCCGCGAACCCCAAACCCAACCCCUCGCGACCGUUCCCGUGGUGGAUCUUUCUAGAAGCGGCGCGAGGGGGGAGGCGGUCGAGGCGCUGCGGAGGGCGAGCGCGGAGUGGGGGUUCUUCCAGGUCGUCGGCCACGGGGUGCCGCAGACUGCCACGGCGUCGGUCCUGAAAGCGGUGGCCGCCUUCCACGAGGAGGAGGAAGGGGGAGGGGAAGACGGCAGGGAUGCGAAGGCGCGGCUUUACUCCCGGGAGCCCCGGCAGGCCGUCAAGUACCACUGCAACUUCGACCUCUACCAGUCCCGCGUCGCCAACUGGCGCGACACCCUCUACUGCCGCAUGGCCCCCGAUCCCCCCAGUCCUGACGACCUCCCCGCCUCUUGCAGGGAUGAACUUUUUGAAUAUGCCAAUCAUGUCAUGACAUUGGGAAAUACUUUGUUCGAGCUUCUCUCGGAGGCACUCGGACUUAGUCCGACCUAUUUAGCGGACAUCGAAUGCAACAAGGGGCAAAUUCUACUCUGCCACUACUAUCCGCCGUGUCCUGAGCCUGAACUUGCCAUUGGGACAAGCCAGCAUUCUGACUCUGGUUUCUUGACUGUUCUUCUCCAAGAUCACAUUGGUGGCCUUCAAAUUCUUCAUGAUGGUGAGUGGGUUGAUGUUGUGCCUAUACCUGGAGCACUGGUCGUCAACAUUGGUGAUCUCUUGCAGCUGAUCACCAAUGAUAAGUUCAAAAGCGUCGAGCAUCGCGUUCUGGCGAAGAAUGCGGGACCGCGGGUUUCAGUGGCAUGUUUCUUCAGUACCCAUUUCCAACCAUCCUCGACGAAGAUGUAUGGCCCAAUCAAGGAACUAUUAUCCCAGGAUAAUCCUCCUUUGUACCGGGAAACACUCGUAAGAGAUUACAUGGCGUACUAUUACUCGAAGGGGUUAGACGGAAAAACCGCAAUAUCGCAUUUCAGGUUGUGAUUUUCAUAUAUACGAUGCAUUAAACAUUGCAGCGUGAUAUUCUCCGUUAUGAUGUUAUACAUAUAUUCACUAUACAUUACAAAUAUGUAAGAAUUAGCUUGAAUAAAGAAAGAAAAAUGGCAAUAAGUUAACGAAUUAAGCAAGUAUGUUUUCAGUG
Messenger RNA from Ananas comosus (pineapple), 1339 nucleotides. Its product is annotated as 1-aminocyclopropane-1-carboxylate oxidase homolog 1-like. The coding region runs from base 70 to 1182 and encodes 370 amino acids. The record is from RefSeq and is a predicted model, not a curated record. NCBI's taxonomy places the organism in Eukaryota, Viridiplantae, Streptophyta, Magnoliopsida, Poales, Bromeliaceae. The transcript is spliced from 3 exons.